This is a messenger RNA of Closterium sp. Yama58-4, 855 nucleotides long. Lineage: Eukaryota; Viridiplantae; Streptophyta; Zygnematophyceae; Desmidiales; Closteriaceae. The record is from the annotation of a GenBank genome assembly.
AUGAGCAGCACAGGGGUCGCAGAGGCAGGGGGCGCAGAGGCAGGGGGCGCAGAGGCAGGGGGCGCAGAGGCAGGGGGCGCAGAGGCAGGGGGCGCAGAGGCAGGGGGCGCAGAGGCAGGGGGCGCAGAGGCAGGGGGCGCAGAGGCAGGGGGCGCAGAGGCAGGGGGCGCAGAGGCAGGGGGCGCAGAGGCAGGGGGCGCAGAGGCAGGGGGCGCAGAGGCAGGGGGCGCAGAGGCAGGGGGCGCAGAGGCAGGGGGCGCAGAGGCAGGGGGCGCAGAGGCAGGGGGCGCAGAGGCAGGGGGCGCAGAGGCAGGGGGCGCAGAGGCAGGGGGCGCAGAGGCAGGGGGCGCAGAGGCAGGGGGCGCAGAGGCAGGGGGCGCAGAGGCAGGGGGCGCAGAGGCAGGGGGCGCAGAGAGGGGUGAGGGGAAGGUGGGUAGCGGGGGGUUGGGGAGGGCAGUGGGGGCGGAAUCAUGUGCAGCAAUGAGCAGGGCAGCACGGGGAAGCAUGGGGCGCACAGGGCGGCAUGGGGUGGCAUGGCCAGCACACUCACACAGCAGCACGGCCAGCACACUCAGAGCAGCAACAUACGGCACUCAGAGCAGCAACAUACGGCACUCAGAGCAGCAACAUACGGCACUCAGAGCAGCACACUCACAGGGAGGGGCGACCUUUCUGCCAGUCCACCAGCGCGUGCUGCCUGAGCGUGGUGAGCGCACUCCAGCCGCAGUAGAAGUUGUGCCCCACGUGGGCGAAGGACUGGCACGGCACACCCCGACGCGGAAUGGAUGGACUUGUGUUGGGGCACACAUUGGGGCAAAUGUUGAGACGCACAGAGUAGGAUGGGAAGACUUUUGA